Tricharina praecox is the source of this 1229-nucleotide messenger RNA. RefSeq lists its product as uncharacterized. The record is from RefSeq and is a predicted model, not a curated record. The transcript has a single exon. Lineage: Eukaryota; Fungi; Ascomycota; Pezizomycetes; Pezizales; Pyronemataceae. Bases 115 to 852 code for a protein of 245 amino acids.
CCCAUUCCCUCUGCCCCACCAUUGGCUCGAAGAUCCUCCCUCGCCCUACUGCAAUUUAUACAGCCCCCCCAAUCACUGUGCUCCCGCCCCGCUCACCGAUACAGAUACAGAUUCAUGACUCCAGCCUGCCCAGCUGCCACCACCACCACCACCACUACUACGGGCACAACCAUCCCCUCGACGCGAACCCUCCUAUCCUCCCUUAUCUCGCAACUAUCCGAUGCCACCGCAACCCUCACCCCUCCUCCACCGCCAGCCGCAGAGCUCCCGGAUAGCGGAGGCAGGGGCGGCGGCAGCCUGCUCUCCAGCCUCCCACCCAGCACGCAGCAGAUCCUGCUAACGCUCCACUGCCUGCUCCCCUCGGCGCUGCUCCCAGCCCUGGACCUUCUCGACCGCGGCCUAGUAACACAAUACACCCUCGCCGCACCAGCGCCCCAGCAACAGCAACAGCAACAGCAACAGCACACCUACUACGUCCACUCCUCGGCGCCCAGCCUCGCCAGCGACCCGCGGAAGUUCCACAGCAGCAGCAGCAGCAGCAGCGCCGUAGCGCGCUACGAAGUGCGCACGCAGGCGUGGAACUGCACGUGCGCGAGCUUUGCGUUUGCGGCGUCCAAAACUGCGUCCAAAACUGCGUCCAAGGCGACGGCGGAGGCCGAGGGUGCGGGUGCGGAUGGGCACCGGAGUCGAGCGGCCAUCUGGGGUGGGUACAGUAUGGGCGAGGUGAUGCCGGUGUGUAAACACUUGCUGGCGUGCGUGCUGGCGGAAAAUUGUACGGUUUUUGCGGGGGAGGUGGAUAGGCAGCAGGUUGAUCAGAUGAGGUUGGCGGAGUUGGCCGUGCUGUGGGAUUGAACUUUGAACUUGAAGGCAUAAGGAAGGAAGGAAGGAAGGAAGGUGGUGGAGGUAGGUUGCGUUUGUGGAGGGGCGGUGGUUCGUGUCGAGAUCCACAUGCGGUGUGCAUGGGUAUACGGUACCUACUCUAUCACAUUCACAUUCACAUCGUGACAUUUCACAUGUUUGUCUGGCCUUCUCUCCUUCUCUCCCACCCCUUCCCAGCCUUGCCAUUUUCCAUUUGUCAUUUGUCAAUUCUCCAUUCGCCUCCUCGAUUGGACGGACAAAAUGUAUUUAUACCCACCACCACGGGCAUUCCGAAUGAGGAUCCUUCGCUUCAAUGGCCGAUUGUCACACGGUGUACUCUACAUAUGUAUGUAUUGCCGAAAAAAAGGGCU